Molecule: messenger RNA, 1068 nt
Organism: Syngnathoides biaculeatus (alligator pipefish)
Lineage: Eukaryota; Metazoa; Chordata; Actinopteri; Syngnathiformes; Syngnathidae
Product: prolactin-releasing peptide receptor-like
Exons: 2
Coding region: 1-1068 (355 amino acids)
Biological process (GO): G protein-coupled receptor signaling pathway
Cellular component (GO): neuron projection; plasma membrane
Molecular function (GO): neuropeptide Y receptor activity; neuropeptide binding
Source: RefSeq, a predicted model, not a curated record
AUGCAACUGCUGAGGUUUGGCACCAUGGAAACUAACGGCAGCAGCACACACAAAGACAUUUACGAGGCGGCCGUACGCGGCAACUCCAGCAACCGCAGCUCACAGUUCGCCGACGUGGCCCUGCUGCAGACAUUUAAGCCCCUCAUCAUCCCGUCCUACGCCCUGGUGGUGGCGGUGGGUGUCUUCGGCAACUACCUGCUCCUCUACAUCAUCUGUCGAACACGCAAGAUGCACAACGUCACCAACUUCUUCAUCGGCAAUCUGGCCUUCUCCGACAUGCUCAUGUGCGUGACGUGCGUGCCCUUCACCCUCGCGUACGCCUUCAACCCCCAUGGUUGGGUCUUUGGCCGCUUCAUGUGUUACCUGGUGUUCCUAAUCCAGCCUGUCACCGUCUAUGUUUCGGUCUUCACCUUCACUGCCAUCGCUGUGGACAGAUAUUAUGCAACGGUGCAUCCCCUGAAGAAGCGCACCUCCGUUGCGACCUGUGCGUGUGUCCUCACCGGGAUCUGGCUACUGUCCUGCAGCCUGGUAGCCCCGGCAGUGAGCCACACCUACCAUGUGGAGUUCAAGGAAGAAGGCUUCGCCAUCUGCGAAGAGUUCUGGCUGGGCCAGGAGAAGGAGCGACGGGUCUACGCGUACAGUACCCUGCUGGUCACCUAUGUCCUGCCCCUGUCUGCCGUCUUCAUCUCCUACUUGUGCAUCUCGGUCAAAGUGAAGAAAUGCGUGGCUCCUGGCCAAAAGACUCAGGAGAAGGCCAGCGCCCAGCAAGCACGCAAGAGGAAGCUCUUCCGGCUGGUAGCGCUUUUGGUGUCCGCCUUCGCUGUGUGCUGGCUCCCCAUUCACGUUUUCAACAUGCUGCGAGACAUUGACAUACAGCUCAUUAACAAACGUUUCUUCCUGCUCAUCCAGCUGCUCUGCCACCUGUGUGCCAUGAGCUCGUCCUGCUGCAACCCUUUCCUCUACGCGUGGCUGCAUGACCGAUUCCGCGCCGAACUUAGGAAGAUGUUCAAGUGCCAACGCCGUGUCGGAGUGCCCGCCAACCGCUGCACUGCUGGUGUGGUUUUGUAA